Molecule: messenger RNA, 753 nt
Organism: Encephalitozoon hellem ATCC 50504
Lineage: Eukaryota; Fungi; Microsporidia; Unikaryonidae
Exons: 1
Coding region: 1-753 (250 amino acids)
Molecular function (GO): zinc ion binding
Source: RefSeq, a predicted model, not a curated record
AUGGAGGGCGUGGAAUGCGGCGAUGGCUUCCAAGCUAAAAAAGAGCAAGAUGGCAUCAGCUUGUCCAUAACAGUGCCUAGAAAUAUGGCAGAGGAUUCUAGAUUUUGUAAGAUUUGCUACUCGUUGACAAAUCCAAUAAACAUGAAAGAUGAUUUGAUCUCUCCUUGUAACUGCAAAGGAUCCAUAGGUCUCGUCCACAGCGCAUGCCUAAAAAUGUGGAGAUACAGAGGCAAAAGAAUUAAGGAUAUAAGAAAAUGUGAGCAGUGCUCUUCGUUCUACAGGCUGGACAAUGAGAUAGUACCGCAUAGAGUUGUGGUUUCACUUGUAACAGUUAGCAUCUUGCUUCUAAUGUAUCUGGUGUCAACCAUUCUGUUUAAGUCAUUAGUCGACGCAUUCGUCAUAAUAAUAAGAGACUUCUUUUUCACGGAUGUCCAUGCACUUGUAGAUAUCGAGAUGGGAAGGGGCCUUGAAUAUGUUUUCUUCCAGAAGCAAUCUCCUCUAGAAUAUAAGUUUGUGGAGACGAAUGGGUUUAUAUAUCUCUUUAUUAUGGUUCUGCUCUACCAAGUCUUUUCUAAGAUAAGCUUCUUUUCCAUAUUCAACUACAUGUUUACAUUCUGGAGAUUGAAUCAGUUUGACUUUGCACUAGACAAGGUUCUCUUUGGAUUUAUGUCUAUGUACUACAUGAAGAAGGCAUAUAAUGAUAUCUACGCUAGAGUUGACGCCGGUCUUAUUUUCUUUCUGAACUAUAAAUAG